Molecule: messenger RNA, 1432 nt
Organism: Rhinichthys klamathensis goyatoka
Lineage: Eukaryota; Metazoa; Chordata; Actinopteri; Cypriniformes; Leuciscidae
Gene: agtr1b
Product: angiotensin II receptor, type 1b
Exons: 1
Coding region: 55-1134 (359 amino acids)
Biological process (GO): regulation of vasoconstriction; immune response; G protein-coupled receptor signaling pathway
Cellular component (GO): membrane
Molecular function (GO): angiotensin type II receptor activity
Source: RefSeq, a predicted model, not a curated record
UGUGGAUAGCGGAACCCAUUCGUUGUCACAUAAGCAACAACAGUGGAGCGAAAAAUGGAGAACAAAACCUCAGGAAUGAGUGAGCGGUUCCACGUGAACUGCAGUAUGUCUGGAAGACACGGCUUCAUCUUCACCUUCAUUCCCGUCGUCUAUGGAUGCAAUUUUGUCAUAGGGGUCAUUGGUAAUAGCAUGGUGGUGGCUGUCCUCUACCGCUACAUGAAGCUAACAACAGUAGCGAACGUCUUUGUGCUCAAUCUAGCUAUAUCAGACCUUACCUUCCUCAUUACGCUGCCAUUGUGGGCCACUUUCACAGCCACGGGUUACCACUGGCCGUUCGGCACCUUUCUGUGCAAGGCAAGCGCAGGACUGGUCAUCUUCAACAUCUACACUAGCAUAUUCUUCCUCACCGCUCUUAGCAUUGACCGAUAUCUUGCUAUCGUGCAUCCGGUGCGCUCCAGACGGCAGCGCACACUUCUCUACGCUAACCUCACGUGUGUACUCAUAUGGCUGUUUGCCUUGCUCCUCAGUGCACCUACAGCGCUAAGCAGGAGUGUGUAUGACUAUGGGAACUCGACUUUGUGCGCUGUGUGGCACCACAGUGAGCAGAUACACUUCUUAGUUACCCUUAGCGUGCUAAAAAGCGUUCUAGGUUUUCUCGUGCCGUUCCUCGUCAUAAUCACCUGCUAUUGCCUCAUCGGUCGCGCACUACUGGAUUCCAGGGGUGUGUUGAGGAAAAGCGUUCGCUCUCGGGAGGAUGAAACAUUGCGGAUGAUAGCCGCUACUGUGCUAGCGUUCUUUGUUUGCUGGGCUCCUCACCAAGCUUUCCACUUCAUGGAGCUGCUGGCCAUGCUUGGCGUGGUGGAAAACUGCCAAACACUGGAUGUUAUUGACACAGCCAUGCCAUUUACCAUCUGCAUCUCCUAUUUAAACAGUUGUGUAAACCCCAUUCUUUAUAGCUUUGUUGGACAGAACUUUCGCAAGAACCUACUGAGGUUGCUAGGCUGUGGGUCUGGACAAACUAGCAGUCACUUUAGCAUUAGCUCAAAGAUGAAUGUCCAUUCCCAAUGUACCUCUGGACUGCUCAAUCCAACAAGCAACAAGAAUGAUCUAACACCCACUGUUAAGACAUCUUAGAUGGAAAAGGCAUUGCUGAAAUGUUGUAUUUUUCUGUGUUUUGGGGAUUUUAAGGUACUGCCAAAGCACAAUGCUAGUUAGUUAUGUUACUGUAUCAGUAACAGUUCUCAGAACUUAGAAUAAUAGAGCUCAAAUGUCUGUGCCUUUAGACUUUUCACAAAGAUGUGUUAUCCUGCAGGUAGUCCCUUGUGAAAAAAGCAAGUACACAUCAGCAUACUAGAAUACAUAUUACAGAAAUAGUAUAUUUUAGGAGAAUAUACUUCAGUGCAAACUGAAUUUCAUGUUUUCGUACAGUUAA